Messenger RNA from Branchiostoma belcheri (Belcher's lancelet), 1602 nucleotides. Its product is annotated as PI-PLC X domain-containing protein 3-like. The transcript has 3 exons. Gene Ontology annotation, molecular function: phosphoric diester hydrolase activity. Lineage: Eukaryota; Metazoa; Chordata; Leptocardii; Amphioxiformes; Branchiostomatidae. Bases 236 to 1261 code for a protein of 341 amino acids. Gene Ontology annotation, biological process: lipid metabolic process. The record is from RefSeq and is a predicted model, not a curated record.
AAACAUGUUUUGCAGACAAGCAUAAAUCCUCGUACUUUGAAGUAAGGCGGUUGCUGAUUGGAUGAGUAAAGUCAAGUUCUUCCGUGUCAGACACAUCGAUUGGCUGGACGAAACUAUCGGUGGUUGAAGAAUUUGCGUUCAAGCAAUAUCCUUUCAUUCUCACACGAACACCAACACGACUUGAGCGUCGCAGAAUUCUAGGCCCGCUGAAACAAGUACAGUGUCAGAUAAGUGCAUGUCAAGCAUGGCGACUGAUAAGUCUUCCGAGAUGGACGAAUGCAAGCGAAAUCUGCUGUACCUCUCCAAGCUAGACACCCGCUUGGGCAACUGGAUGGGAGAUCUACCGCCCAGACUGUAUAAUGCACCGCUCAAGAAUCUCGCCAUUCCCGGCACCCAUGAUUCCGCCAGUGUCUACCUGGACAUCACGUCUGAUAUCUCACCUGGUGAGAUCAAGACGAUCAAGGAUAUAAUCGAUUCCUUGGCCAAAAUUCCGUCACUUGGUUUAGAGCAGAUUGGGAAGGAUGUGGUGUACAACUGGGCCGUCACGCAAGGUUCCGACUUCACGGAGCAGCUUGAAAACGGAGUGCGGUACUUCGACCUCCGCGUCGCCACGGGAAAGAGCGACAGCUCUCUCUACUUUGUGCACGGACUGUACGGUAGCAAAGUGGAGAGCGGGUUGCGGGAAAUCGCCGAAUGGCUCCACAGCCACCCGAAGGAGGUCGUGCUGCUGGAUUUCCAACACCUUUAUUUUGGUGAAAAACCCCAGGACGAGAACAUGAUCACCAUUCUGAAAAAUACGUUCGGUUCAAUGCUGUGCCCAAAGGCAAUCAAGGGCAAUGCGGUUGACGUAACCUUGGCCAACCUGUGGGAUAACCGGUAUCAGGUGAUCGUGUUCUACGCCAACGAGGUUGCCGUCACGGGUCACGACAUCCUGUGGACAGACAAGACGUACAUCUACUCGCCCUGGGCAAACACUCCGGACAUCUCAAUAUUGAUUAAUACGUUUCUCGACAAUGAGUCACGCAAGGGAUCCAAGUUCUUCGUGUCCCAGGCCAUUCUCUCGCCGGACACGGCAACCAUCCUGUUCCAUUUGUGCGGCAAUCUGAAGGGCAAGCUGGCGAUCCCGGCCAUGCCAAAGAUCCUGCAUUGGUUGGAGGGGAAAAAAGCUGGAUACGGCAGCUCUGGGCUGAACAUCGUCAUUGCCGACUUUGUGGAUCGUGAAUUUGCACAAACUGUCAUCAAAUUAAACUACCCGGUUUAGCAAACCUGAGUGAGGGUGAUGCUCACUAUUACAUCCCCUUCACACUAGAGGCAGAACGAACCAGAAUGCCGUGUUAAUACAACUCGUAUAUUCCUGGAUAUUUGAAAUGCAUUCUAGAAACCCUCAGUACAUUCCAAAUGAAGACAAUUUCAUUCAGACGCCACGUCAUUCUAGCUCACCCUGUCUCUAGUUUAAAGGGUUCCCCCAGUUCUUCAUUCUUCCUGGUUCUGCUUGACUCAUGAACGGUUGAUUCUGAGUGUAAUGGAGCCUUAAUCUAGCCUGGGUGCCAUCCGAUUUGUAACGGCUACCCCUUAAUCAAGGAGUGAACAUCAUUCCCUUUA